Molecule: messenger RNA, 3597 nt
Organism: Spirometra erinaceieuropaei
Lineage: Eukaryota; Metazoa; Platyhelminthes; Cestoda; Diphyllobothriidea; Diphyllobothriidae
Source: the annotation of a GenBank genome assembly
AUGGAUCGAUUCCUUAAGCCAGAACGAUUCGAUGCCGAUCCAAAUGCUCAAGACGCUUCUAAACAGUGGAGUCAUUGGUUUCGCACUUUUGAGAAUUUCUUGUCCACGAUCGAUAACCUGAAACCGGAUAAAUUAAACGUCCUGACUAACUACGUUUCUCCGACAAUCUGGGAAUACAUUAGUGAAUGCUCCAGUUAUAAAGAAGCUGUUAAAUUGCUGCAAGGCCUCUACCUACGACCCAAAAACGAAAUUUUCGCCCGCCAUCUUCUGGCAACCUACAGACAGGAAGGCGGACAAACCCUUGACCAGUUUGCUCAGAAGCUGAAAUCCUUAGCUAAGGACUGUGAUUUCAAAGCCGUUACGGCAGAACAAAAUCGCGACGAUGCCAUUAGAGAUGCGUUUAUCAGUGGCCUUUCAUCAAACCAGAUUCGGCAGAGGUUAUUGGAACAGAAGACUUUGAACUUCCAAACUGCCUUUGAUCUGGCAAGGUCACUGGAAUUGGCAGAAAGACAGUCUCUAUCGUAUCAGAACCCCCCGACGACCUCAUUCUCUGCCGCUACCAAGCCACGUGAAGCUUCGUCGAGUCCCAUUAAAGAGUCCGAUCUAGUGGCUUCUACCUCAUUCCAUGGCAAAUGUUUCUUUUGUGGAUACGACAACCACCGCCGUUCUAUGUGUCCCGCACGCGAUGCGUUAUGCAAAGGGUGCGGUAAGAAAGGGCAUUUUCAAAAGGUGUGCCUAACAUCACGAAACCGACAAGCCUCCUCUUCCGCUAUGUAUCCCACCAUUUCCACCGUGGCAUCAGCUGCUGUUCCCGAAUGUCUUUCAAGAGCAGUGGUUGAAUUACAAAUAAAUGGGACUACUUUUCAGGCCCUAAUUGACACAGGCAGUUCUGAAAGUUACAUUUCUUCCUCAGUGGUGCUCCGAAAUAAGUGGAAGGUUCAUAACUCUCGCACAAAGAUAUCCAUGGCUACCACAGCCUUAACCAGCGCCACACAAGGACAUAUUUUUGUCACUAUUAGAUAUAAUGAUACAAUAUACGAGAAGGUCAAGCUAUCCGUCUUGCCAAACUUGUGCGCCGAUGUUCUUCUUGGACAUGACUUUCUCCGACUUCACAAAAGUGUUGAAAUCCCUUUUGGUGGACCUAAAUCUACGUUCUCGACUUGUUCUGUUGCAGCCGCUUGCAUCGAGCCUCCCCGUUUGUUUCCCAAUCUGACACCAGAUUGCAAACCUAUCGCUACGAAAUCUCGCAGACACACCAAUAUGGAUGAGAAGUUUAUACGAGAAGAAAUUCGUCGCCUUCUUUCUGAGGGUGUAAUUGAGCAUUCAUUAUCCCCUUGGCGAGCCCAAGUCUUGGUCGUAGCCAAUGAAAACUACAAAAAGCGGAUGGUUGUCGAUUAUAGCCAAACGAUCAACAGAUACACUCUUCUAGAUGCCUAUCCCUCCCCCAGAAUAGACGAAAUGGUUGAACGUAUUGCAAAUUACGACACGUAUAGCACUCUCGAUCUCAAGAGCGCCUACCACCAAAUACCCAUCCGAGUAGAGGAAAGACCGUACACUGCCUUUGAAGCUUGUGGACGUUUAUACCAUUUUUGUCGUAUCCCGUUUGGUGUGACCAACGGAGUUGCGUGCUUCCAGCGGACCAUCGACGACAUAAUUGCACGCGAACGUCUAAAGAAUAUUUUCGUCUACGUGGACAAUAUCACUAUUUGUGGGAACGGCCUCGCGGAGCAUGAUUCAACCCUUCAAAAAUUCCUUAGCGUGGCUGAAAAGUACGGACUAACAUUCAAUGAAGCCAAAAGUGUUAUCGCUACUAAGGAAAUUAAAAUUCUUGGUUACGAGGUGUCCAAGGGCAACAUUAGACCGGACCCAGAUCGUCUAAGGCCUUUGCGUGAAAUGGCUCCUCCACAAGAUCUUAAGUCUCAACAACGAGCUGUGGGACUGUUCGCAUACUACUCGCAAUGGAUAUCUCACUUUUCGGAUAAAAUUCAUCUGCUCAUCCAUAACAGAACGUUCCCUUUACCAUUGAAGGUAAUAGAAGCGUUUGAUGCUCUUAAGGAGGAACUUGCGAAAGCCACAGUGGCCACUGUUCGGUACGAUACCCCAUUAGUUGUCGAGACCGAUGCUUCAGACGUCGCUAUCGCUGCCACGCUGAAUCAGAAUGGCCGGCCAGUAGCGUUCUUUUCACGUAGCCUAUCUCCAAAUGAGCGACAUCAUUCAGCUAUAGAGAAAGAAGCAUAUGCCGUAGUGGAAUCCAUACGCAAAUGGAAGCACUUCCUCCUCUGUAAUCAUUUUAAACUCAUCACGGAUCAGCGUUCUGUUGCCUUCAUCUUCGGCAAUCCACAAAAAGGGAAGGUCAAGAAUGAUAAGAUCGAACGCUGGAGAUUGGAACUGUCACCAUUCAAAUUUGACAUUGUCUACCGACCUGGUAAAGAAAAUCGAGCGGCGGACAUGCUUUCCCGUAAUUGCGGUGGCGCCCUAUUAACCAGUGUGGAUUUGAAAGAACUACACGAGUCACUUUGCCAUCCCGGUGUCUCUCGGCUUUCGCACUUUGUUCGAGCUCGGAAUCUCCCCUUUUCGAUGGAAGAGAUUCGUAAUGUCGUCACUAAAUGUCAGGCCUGUUGUGAAAUCAAACCCCGUUUCUUUAAAACACAAGGCCAACUCAUCAAAGCCACUCAGCCGUUCGGACGAUUGUCACUCGACUUCAAAGGUCCUCUUCCGUCGGCUACUCACAACCGCUAUCUGCUGACGAUUAUUGAUGAAUAUUCUCGUUUCCCUUUUGCGUUUGCCUGUCCUGAUCAGACUGCCGGAACUGUCAUUAAAUGUUUGUGUCAGCUCUUCUCCAUUUUCGGUACUCCUUCGUACAUACACACCGACCGGGGAUCGUCAUUUAUGUCGGAUGAUGUUCAGCAAUUCCUUCACAGUAAGGGAGUGGCGACAAGUAGAACAACUCCAUACAAUCCCCAAGGAAAUGGACAGGUUGAACGUCUGAACCAAACUUUAUGGAGGACCAUCUUGCUUGCUCUGAAAUCACAAAAUUUGCCCGUCACACACUGGGAAUCCGUCUUACUUGACGCUUUACACUCAAUUAGAUCACUUUUGUGUACCGCCACUAAUGCAACACCUCAUGAGAGAAUAUUUGUCUACAACAGGAGGUCAACUACUGGCACUACUCUCCCCAUGUGGCUUACCUCUCCUGGCAGAGUUCUGUUGAAGAAAAGCAAUCAACAGUCUAAGUUUGAUCCGCUCGUUGAGGAGGUGGAACUACUCCAGUGUAACCCCCAAUAUGCCCAUAUACGAUUCAGUAAUGGCAGAGAAGAAACGGUAUCUGUUCGACAGCUUGCUCCCAGCGGUGAAAAGGACGUCGGUGAUUGCCACCAGGAGACGGCCAUGCCGGUACCAGAAAAUCUCUCCCCACUUUCCCCUGACCACCCACCCAUUACCGAGCAAGAAAGUAGCACCGUUUCAACUGACGGACAGAAUGAUGCAACACCUGUUAGUUUUCCGAACGCUGACGAUGUCCGUAUGCAUAACCUUGAAACAUUAACCCAACAACAACAACGUGUUCACCCAUACUGUCUUCGUAACAGAGACGCCUGA